Messenger RNA from Leptosia nina, 210 nucleotides. NCBI's taxonomy places the organism in Eukaryota, Metazoa, Arthropoda, Insecta, Lepidoptera, Pieridae. The record is from the annotation of a GenBank genome assembly.
AUGCCAGGAAAUUUGUACCAAAUUCCCGUGGGCACGUGCGUAAUGUCUGAUGGACCCCGCAAUCCUCCACAGAGGAAAAUAAUUUGCAUUUUAAAGAGCGCAAGACUACAGCAUCAGCGCGUCGAGUUGCUGAACCGCACGAUGCAGCGCCUCGAAAAAUUAUCAAGUGUAGUGGAGACUUCAUUAAGUAGGGUUCAACGACCCGCCUGA